AUGCCCAUAGACCAACCAACUACUUCCUUAAGUCAUAUACAAAUAGGCGGAAGGAAGUCCAAAUUGGCUGUUGUUCAAUCCGAAUUAGUUAAACAAGCAAUAGAAGAAGUUUUUCCCGACUUGUCUUGCUCAAUCUUGGCGUUGAGCACUUUGGGUGAUAAAGUACAAACACAACCUUUAUAUACUUUUGGCGGUAAGAGUCUUUGGACCAAGGAGUUGGAAAUUUUGUUGAUUGAAGGUAUCGACGAAUUCCCAAAACUAGAUCUUAUAGUGCACUCGUUAAAGGAUAUGCCUACGCAUUUACCAGAGGAAUUUGAACUAGGCUGUAUAUUUCAAAGGGAAGAUCCAAGAGACGCAAUUGUUAUGAAACUGAAUAGCCCUUACAAAUAUUUGAAAGAUUUACCCCCAGGGUCUAUAGUUGGCACAUCAUCAAUAAGAAGAUCAAGCCAGCUUAUACGGAAGUAUCCUCACUUGAAAUUCGAAAGUGUUCGAGGUAAUAUACAAACAAGGUUAAGAAAACUCGACGAUCCUGAAAACGAAUAUUGUUGUCUCAUUUUAGCCAGUGCGGGCUUGGUACGUUUAGGGUUGGGUGAUAGAAUUACUUCGUGCUUGGACGAAGUAUACUAUGCCGUGGGACAAGGAGCUUUAGGAAUAGAGAUUAAAAAGAAUGAUCAUAAGAUAAAGGAGAUUUUGAAAUACAUUGAAGAUCCAGUAGCGACAAAAUGCUGUUUAGCUGAACGUUCAUUGAUGCGGUACCUUGAAGGUGGCUGUUCGGUACCCUUGGGUGUGCAUUCGGAUUAUAAUGAAUUCACACAAGAAUUGACCUUAAAGGGGAUAAUUGUAAGUCCAGAUGGAACAAAAUCAAUAGAAGGUAUGACGACAAGGAAAAUAACAACAAAUGAGGAUUGUGAGUUAAUUGGUAUUGAAUUGGGUGAUAUUUUGAAAGUCAAGGGAGCUCAAGAGAUUUUAGACAAGAUUGACAUGACAAGAAAUAUCAAUGCCAAACCAACAGAAGUAUGA
Lodderomyces oxycetoniae is the source of this 1020-nucleotide messenger RNA. It is a transcript of the gene HEM3, whose product is annotated as hydroxymethylbilane synthase. Lineage: Eukaryota; Fungi; Ascomycota; Pichiomycetes; Serinales; Debaryomycetaceae. Gene Ontology annotation, molecular function: hydroxymethylbilane synthase activity. Gene Ontology annotation, biological process: heme biosynthetic process. Bases 1 to 1020 code for a protein of 339 amino acids. The transcript has a single exon. Gene Ontology annotation, cellular component: cytoplasm. The record is from RefSeq and is a predicted model, not a curated record.